AUGGAUUUCACUCCAGAAGUGUGCGAACUUCGUCACCUCAGCGAGGCUAUCGUGAAGAAACACUUCGAAAUUGCGUGGAUAUUGUUGAAACAGGAAAUCGUUCAUACCAAGCUCAAGACCAGGACGCAAGAUAGUCCCAUCUUUGCAGCAGUGGAAGUAGGCCACACUGAGCUACUUGAUCGUAUUAUCGAAAUUCAACGCUUGGACGUCUCGAUGCUCGAUCGAAACGACGAAACAGUGCUUCACUGCGCAUGCAAAUACGGUCACUUGAACCUAGUAGAAAGAUUUCUUAACGAGAAUGCAGAUCCUUACGGUGCUGCCAAACCUGACAUGGAGCCUACAAUCACACCCUUAGUGUCAGCCAUUGAGUGCGCCUUUCCAACAGAAAGAUAUGCUAUCAUAGAGACAAUUCUGGCAUCCAGGCCAAACUUUCCACAGUCUUCUCAUCAACAAUACAAAUUGUACGCGAUGUACAUUGCUUCAAAUUGUAAUUUAGAUGACCUGGAGCUUUUCAUGGGAAAAGAAUUCUUCAAACCAUUCUUGAACGACCCGCCACCUAAUACUCAGCGCGAGGGAUGGCUGUAUUGGUUGAAGCGAGCUAGGACCUACGAGAACGCGGAAAUCUUUCGAAGGCUUCUUGAGCUUUGCCCCCGCGAACAUUGCGAUGAUAUUAUAUUCCGAGAAGUGUUUGAGAUACUUACGAUUCCGCGAGUGAGCGGGGCUAUCGGGCUCGUAGUGGUCAAGAUGUUGACAGAUCACUUUCAGCGUUGCCCAUCGAGUAUCAACGACUUUUGGCCGAAGACCCGCUGUUCACUUCAAAGUGCGAUGACGUCCGCUAUUAGGGAGGAUGACUUUAACUUGAUAGAAUGCCUUCUGCAUUUCAAUGACCUUGUUGAAAAACGUCAAGACCCCAGAGACAACCCGAAGAGGGGCUCAAAGGACGGAAAUAUUCUGUCCAAUGUGGGUGCCCCAUGCAGCUCGGAGAUGCUUAAUCUUCUUCUCCGACACGGCUACGACGUCAAUCAUGGAAACCGUCAUACACAGCGUUACCCAUAUGGGAACACACCGCUACAGCGAGCCAUCGAAGCGUUUAAAUGUGAUGGCAAAGGCACUGAAGUCAUUAAAGACUUGAUACCGAUGGUCGACGACAUCAAUGCGGUCGAUUAUCGUGGUCGUACUGCUCUACACCUGUGUGUGAACAUGUGGGCGCCCAAACCAAAGACAGUCGUCGACAAGCUCACGGAAAUUGCCGAAAUUUUGAUUAACAACAAAGCUGACCUUUCGGCUCGUGAAUUUGGUGGAAACACGCCACUUCACUUCGCUGCAUCAGGUCGCCUUUUCGACCCAUUCGUGCGUCUCUACCUUGAUCGGGUUGCAGUAGAUGACGCCAAAAACGAUAAAGGAACAACGCCGCUUCAGAUUCUUGAAUUAGGGCGUAAUCGAACAAGAGAAAGAUUAGAAAGGUUUUUGUAG
This is a messenger RNA of Clonostachys rhizophaga, 1473 nucleotides long. The record is from the annotation of a GenBank genome assembly. Lineage: Eukaryota; Fungi; Ascomycota; Sordariomycetes; Hypocreales; Bionectriaceae.